UUGUUAGCAGUCACAUUCUGCUGCAGCCUUACACUAGGCAAUGCUUAUUUUAACAGCAACUUAAAUUCUUCUGAGCUGCCGCUUAACAGUUUCGAGUCUUAACCACGCUCAGUUGGAGAGUAACAGCGAACGCGUUCGGUUUGCACCUGUUGCCAGCGCGGAUUGUACAACAUUUGAGCAGCUUUGUCGUCAUUGAUCAUUGCAAUCAUCUUCAGCUCGUUUUUUGUCAGUUUAACGUGUUGGCUAAGGUCUCUGGGGGUCGUUUUCGCUCUUGAAAUUAUCGUGCGCCAGAUCUGUCGUUUACCGUUCGUCCGUUGUGCCUUUGUGUGUGUGUGUGUCUGUCUCUGUUUUUGUGUGUGGCAAAGUUCAACCACAACAGCCGCCGCAUUAUUUUUUGCGCAACUUGUUAAACUGCAAAAUUUAAUUGUGGAAAAAUUAAUACAGCUCACUGAGCAGAGUGGAUCAGUGGCUUUAAGGCUAAACAAAAAGUGGCAGCCAAGGUUGCAUCAAUAAUAAAAUAAAAAUUGUGGCAUGGAUAAGCCCAAGAGCAAAGUGUUAAAGAAAGCAAUGAAAACUCAUAUAAAUUUAUUUAAAUAGCGUAGCCUAAAAAGUACCAAAAAUAAUGUCAAUGCUAACAAGCAGAAGUGGCUAUAAAACUACAGCGACUGCUGCAGCCAACUGAAAAUAAUUACAAGACCAGAACAAUAAUAAUAAGCAGCAACCACAACAAUAACAACAUGAGCAGCUUGUCAGCAGCAGCAGCAACAACAGCAGUGGCUGCUGCAACUACUACGGGCAACCUGGAGCCGGCUGUGGUGCCACGUACCGCCAAUUUGCUGGCAUGCAAACAAUGGUGGCGCGUCUGCUUCUUGUAUGGCGAUCAGCAGAAAUAUUAUCGACAGCUCUAUAGCAAGGCGGCUGCCCAGCGACUGGCGGCCAGCAGCAACGAGGCUAAUCAUGAAAAUGACAAUGCCAGCAGCAACAGCAGCAACAAUAACUGCCAAUUGCGGGGCAUGGGAGAUGACUACGAUACGGUCGGGCUGGCCAUUGGCACUGGCGAUUGUGAUUUUAUCGCAGCGCAAUUAGAUGCCAGCGAAGAUGCGGACGAUGGCAUUGAUCUGGGCGAUAGCGCCUGCAGCAGCAGCAACAGCAACAGCAACAAAAGCAAAGCAGCAGCAACGACAACAGCAGCAGCAACAUUGUUUCCAACACCGAGGCGCAGCAAAAAGCUGCUGCGCUCACUGCGUGCGCAUGUCAAAGGCGAGAGCAAGCAGCGCGAUCGAGAUCGCGAGCGUGAGCGGCAGUUGCUCGAUGAGCCAACCAAACGCAAUGCGCGCGUCACUGUGCUGGACGAUCCCUUUCUGUUUGGCAUCGAUGCGGAUCAUCUGGGCGAUCUGAUCAAAGGCAAGCAAUACAAUCAGCAAACGGCGACUGAGCACAUUGCGCACUACUACAAUCUGCAGCUGGAGGCGCAACUCAACGCUGGAGAGGAGCAAACUGCCACCGCUCAAGUGUUGGAGAUCAUAGAGCAGGAGGAGGAAGUGGAGCAGCAGCCGCUUGAAGAGGAGCCCAAGCCAGCGCUGCCGCCAAAGCAAAAGCAGCAACGUGCUGCGCCGCCGCCACCCGCACGCAACAGCAAUGCAGCAACAACAACAACAACAACAACAGCAGCAGCAACUGAGCUGCAGCCGCUUAGCGCCAGCGAUCUAAGAUUUCUGAAUUUGAGCCUGCGCCAGCGCAGUUUACCGCGCAGCAUGAAGCCGUUUAAGGAUGCGCAUGAUAUCAGUUUCACUUUCAACGAGCUGCCAGCGGAAGUGGUUGCAACAACAACAACAGUAGCUGCAACAUCCUCACAGCAGGAGUCAAAUGAGCCCAUCAGCCGCACGCCGCUGACGCAGAUUUCGUAUCUGCAGAAGAUACCAACGCUGCCGCGCCACUUCUCGCCCAGCCACGCAGCUAGCAGCGCGCUGGGACUGCCCAGCAGCUCCUCGGCCACGGCGCUGUAUGCGGCGCAGUCACAGCAUGCGGGCAUGUUGCCCACAUCGCCGCUGCCGCUGCAGCGUCAUCAGCAGUACUUGCCGCCGCAUCAUCAGCAGCUGCCGCCGCAGUGCGCUCCUCAGUACUCGCCCGCCGGCUCCAGCAACAGCAAGUACAGCAACAACUCGCUCAAGCAGCAACAUCCACAGCAACAGCCACCAUAUCAUGGCCACCAUCAGCUGUCGCCGGCGCUAUCAACGCCGUCGCCGCCUUCGCUGCUGCAUCAUCCAGCGUCCAGCUCAUCAACAGCCGCUGCCGGCGCCGCACAUGCGCCAUUCCUAGCCGGUCCGCACAUGGAUAUGCAGCGUCAGUCGCACUCGGACGAUGACAGCGGCUGUGCGCUGGAGGAAUACACUUGGGUGCCGCCCGGACUGCGACCCGAUCAGGUACGCUUGUAUUUCUCACAAAUACCGGACGAUAAAGUGCCAUAUGUCAACAGUCCUGGCGAGCAGUAUCGUGUGCGACAGUUGCUGCAUCAACUGCCGCCGCAUGAUAACGAGGUUCGUUACUGUCACUCACUGACGGAUGAGGAGCGCAAGGAGCUGCGCUUGUUCUCCACGCAGCGCAAACGCGACGCACUUGGACGCGGCAAUGUGCGGCAACUGAUGAGCGCACGCCCCUGCGAUGGCUGCGAUGAGCUCAUUUCAACGGGCGACAUCGCCGUAUUCGCCACACGUCUGGGCCCCAAUGCCAGUUGGCAUCCGGGCUGCUUCAGCUGCUGCAUCUGCCGCGAGCUGCUCGUCGAUCUCAUCUACUUCCAUCGCGAUGGCCGCAUGUACUGUGGACGGCAUCACGCCGAGACGCUCAAGCCACGCUGCUCCGCCUGCGAUGAGAUCAUACUCGCGGAUGAGUGCACGGAGGCUGAGGGACGCGCCUGGCAUAUGAAUCACUUUGCCUGCCACGAGUGCGACAAGCAGUUGGGUGGCCAGCGGUACAUAAUGCGGGAGGGGAAGCCCUAUUGCCUGCUCUGCUUUGACGCGAUGUUCGCGGAGUACUGUGAUUAUUGCGGCGAGGCGAUUGGCGUGGAUCAGGGGCAGAUGAGCCACGACGGGCAGCACUGGCAUGCCACCGAUGAAUGCUUCUCGUGCAACACGUGCCGCUGCUCGCUGCUGGGACGCGCCUUUCUGCCCAGACGUGGCGCCAUCUACUGCUCGAUUGCCUGCAGCAAGGGCGAGCCGCCCACGCCCUCGGACAGCUCCGGCACGGGCAUGUACACGACGCCUACGCCGCCUGCUCAACGUGGUGCGGGUGGCGGUGUUGCUGCCACAGCUGGUGGCAGCAUGCGAGCGCCGCAGACGCGCAUACCCAGCAGCCACGCCUCCAGCUCGCCGCCCAUGUCGCCGCAGCAGCAGCAACAGCAUCAGGCCAACUUCCAGCAGGCCAUGUACCAGCUGCAGAGUCAGCAGCUGGCCGCGGCCACGCCCCAUUACGCCACCUCCGACUCGGAUGCGGGCGUGGUGAAGGAUCUGGAGCAGCGCACGCCCGCCGGCGUCGACUUCACCGACUUUAGCAGCUCGCAGAAUCUGUCGCCCCUGAAUUCGCCCUCCGUGGAGUUCCAGCCGCAUCUGAUGCCCAAGCCCAUGGAACUGCAGCGUGAUCCGGUCUACAACUUCAACGAGAUGGCCAGCAAUCUGGACACCGCCUGGCCCGCCAAGCCACCGCACAGCUAUCAGCUGCAGCGCCAACUGCAGCAAGUAUCCAAAAUGGACAACUCCAUCACCAGCAGCAUGCCCGAGCUGGGCGGGAUGCCCCACCACCAGCAGCAGCAGCAGCAGCAUCUGGCGCACUUUACGCAUCCGCUGCCGGCGCCACCGCUGCACGCCUCCGCGCAGCAGUUCCACACGCAUCCCUCGCAGCACGAGUAUGCGGACAUUCUGCAUCCGCCGCCGCCGCCACCACAAGAGCUGCCCGAGCUGCCCACGCCCAAUCUAAGCGUUGCCUCCACAGCGCUGCCGCCCGAGCUAAUGAGCUCGCCCACGCACUCCGCAGGACAGCUGUCCACGCAGUCGGCCACGCCGGCGGCCAUGCAUCCAGUUUCGAUACUCAGCGGCGGCAGCAGCUCCUCGCCCAUGAGCGGCGAGCCAGCCAAGAAGAAGGGCGUGCGCUUUGAGGGCAUUCCGGACACGCUGCCGCGCUCACGCAGCUACUCGGGCAAUGGCGCCGGCACCAGCGGCAGCGACAGAGAGCGCGACAGAGAUAGAGAGCGAGAGCGAGAGCGCGAUAGGGAUAAGGAAAGGGAUGGCGGCAAUCGGCAUGGGCAUGGCCACAACUCGCGUCGCCGUCGACGCCGCAAGUCCUCCAGUCAUCAGCGCAGCGGCAGCGGUCAUCGCUCCCACUCCACAACACGAGCGGACACCUAUGCGCCCGCCCAGCCGCUCUCCAGCUCCUACCAGGGACCACCCUCGCUGCUGGCCGCCGAGCCAACGCCGCCAAAGUCGCCGCGUGCGCAUCGGAGCGAAAGAGAACGCGAGGAGUCCGAGGAGUCGGACGUCUGCUCCACCUGCUCUUCCAGCUCCUCCAGCUCCGAGGACUACAUGAUGAUGUAUCAGCUGCCCCAGCGGCGCCACUACGGCGGCGUCCGCGUCAGCUAUGUGCCCAACGAUGCUCUGGCCUACGAUCGCAAGCGCAAGCCCUCAGAGCUGGCUGGCGACAAGGACAAGAACUGCAUCAUCUCGUGAUGGCAGCCGGCGGGCAAUUUAAUUACGCGCUGAUUGCGGCGCCUGCAGGCGUCGCAGCCACUAACGAAGCAGCGCCAUCAAUUCACAAUUCCCAAUCACAAUCACAAUCAAAGCCAAGCUCAUAUCCCGCUUUAUUAAAGCAAUAACGACUACAACAACAAUCAGAACAACAACAACAACAACUAUAAACAAUAAACACAAGAGUUGGCGCAACGCUGUUCCAAAUAAAAACACAACCCUAAUAAGCAAAAACAAUUAUAAACAAUUAAGCUAGCAUAAGCAAAAGUAUUUACAUGCCUAUAAAGUAAACUAUUUUUUAUAAAAACACUUUCAACUAUUUAUAUUAACUAAGCGUUAAGUUUUAGACGCAGUAACUCUUAAGCAACAACAACAACAACAGCAACUACUAUUUACAACAAAUAGUGUUAAGUAAACAAUUUGGCUAAAGCAAACAAUAACAAUAAACUAGUACUUAAGUUUUAGCUACUAAGGCGCACUUAAU
Molecule: messenger RNA, 5217 nt
Organism: Drosophila busckii
Lineage: Eukaryota; Metazoa; Arthropoda; Insecta; Diptera; Drosophilidae
Gene: pk
Product: protein prickle
Exons: 7
Coding region: 738-4715 (1325 amino acids)
Molecular function (GO): zinc ion binding
Source: RefSeq, a predicted model, not a curated record